This is a messenger RNA of Cutaneotrichosporon cavernicola, 462 nucleotides long. RefSeq lists its product as uncharacterized. Gene Ontology annotation, cellular component: nucleus. The transcript has 3 exons. Gene Ontology annotation, molecular function: translation initiation factor activity. The record is from RefSeq and is a predicted model, not a curated record. Lineage: Eukaryota; Fungi; Basidiomycota; Tremellomycetes; Trichosporonales; Trichosporonaceae. The coding region runs from base 1 to 462 and encodes 153 amino acids. Gene Ontology annotation, biological process: translational initiation.
AUGCCGCCCCGUCCACGCCCCAAAGCGACCCCCGCGACGGACUACACCCCCUCAGGCUUACCCUCCGACCACCACCUGGUACGCCUCGGUGCUCCACAAGGUUCGAACCAGUUCGCGACGGAGAUCGCCGGCCAAGCCAAGCUCGUAGACAUGCCGGCGCGCGUGCGGCGGACAGCGUUUGCUACGAGGGGCGCGUUCGCUAUCGUCCAGCUUUAUCCCGCCAGCAAGGACCGCGUGGCGGGCGAGAUCGUGCACGUCGUGACAGGGGCUGAGGUCAAGGAGUGGCGCAAGGCUGGGGAGUGGCCCAAGGCGUUUGACGAGGCUGUGGCCGCGGAGCAAUCGCGUCCUCUCCCGAAAGCAGACGACGACGACAGCGACGACUCGUUGCCGGAGAACACGAAUAGGCGGAAGCGGGUCGUGCACGCCGACUCGAGCAGCGAGGAGGACAGUGACGACGAGUAA